AUACAAUAAAAGUGCCGCUUCUUGACAUGCCAAAAUGGUCCAAAAAUGGUUUUGAACUCUAAAAAAUCGUGAUUAACCCGCAUUAAAACAUCGCACGUCCCCAAAUACCCCCAAAAUGACCGACAUAGGAGUAGAAGUUGGUCAAAAAAUGAGGUCCGCAAUUAAAGCGAAACUAAUGGAAUUGGAGUGUUACGUGGAUGAUGAACUCCCUGAUUAUAUCAUGGUUAUGGUCGCAAAUAAACGUACUAAAUCACAAAUGAAUGAGGAUUUACAAUUAUUUUUAGGCUCUAAGACUAGUACAUUUGUUGAAUGGUUACAUAUAGUACUAAAAAAGUUAAAAGAAGUUCAUGUUACUAAUCCAAAUGUUUUUAAAAAAUCAACAAAGCGGAAAAUAGAAGAUCCCGAAUUAGAAAAGCAUGUCAAAAAAGAAAAGAAAGACUCAAAAAACAAAAAAUUAAAAAAACUAGAUAUUAAUAUUAAAGAGGAAUCGGUAAAAUCUCUAACAGAUGAUCUCCCCAUGAAUAUAAAAUUACCAGAAAUUCGGAAAGUAACCAUUCAAGACACAACAUCUUCAUUAAACGAUGGAGAUGGAUUUGAUAUCCCCACAAUAACUGAAGUAAAUUCAUCAACAGAAACUGAAUUAAGGAUAUUAGAGAAACAAAUUAAAAGUGCGAAAAGUCGUUUAGGUGUGGUUGUUCAUAGCGAAUCUGAGGAUGAUUUUUUAAACCUUAAAGCAGAACCAGACGAUUUAUUUCCCAAUGAACAAUCCAUAAAUAAACGGGAAAAACUUAAAGAACAAUUACGCAAAGUUAAUGUUAUUGAUGAAUCUCUUACUCCUCCAAUGCCUCAAAAAAACGUUGAAAAUUCGGAGGAAGUUUCACCCCAUAAAAUUAAAGAACACUCGAGGAUUGUUUUCGAUUUAGACAAUAAUAUUCCUAGGAAAAAAUCUGCGCUUGAACGGCUCGGAAAACGGCGAAUUAGUGACGAUAUCGAUUUUAGAAGUGGGCUAAAAAAAUCGAAAAUUAGUUUAAGCGAGAUAAGACGCGAAGAAGAAAAAUUAUUAGGGGUUAAACGCCAUGAAAAAAUUGAUCGGAAAAGAUUGUUUAAAGGAGAUAAAGAUGAAUCAGAAGAGAGAGUAGAAAGAAUAGAACGUGGAACAAGAGAAAGUGCUUUAUCUCGACUUGGAGUGAUGUCAAAAGUAGCAGUCCCAAAAAAAUCAAUUACAAACGAAGUCGUUGAAGAGGAAGUUUCCCCAAAUAAAGAAGUUCCUAGCGUUGUUAAAGUCAAGCCUAGAGUCAUACCACCAAAUGCGCCUCAAGCCAAUAAAAAUUUACUUUUAAAAGCGGUAGCCGAUGCUCAAAGAAGCAUCGCUCAAACACCUUCAAUAGGAACUAAUUCAAAACCUGAUGCGUUAUUUACGAAAAAAUACAAAGAGAAAUUAGCCGAAAAGCAUUCAAAAAGAAAAUCGUCCCCAAUUAAACAAAAAAGUAAACUUCAAGAUAUAAUUUCACAUAUUUCAAAAAACGUCGAACCCACAAAUAAACAACAAGGUGACUCAAGUGAGGUUGAAUACGUUCCCAAACCAUUAAAGCGAUCCGAAUCGUUAACAGCGCAGCUCCAAUACAUCCCGAGCCCAAAAGAAUUAAAAUCAGAUUCGGAUAAAAAAAUUCAAAGUCCAAACUUUAUAGUUACAUUAGACGGAAUUGAUAAAACCAAGUACGAAUCUACUAAGUCCAAAUUCGAAUUUGAUGGAAACGACGUUGAGGUCGAUAAAAAUAAAGUUGAAUCCGAAAAAAACGACGUUCAGAAAAAACGUAGAACGCCGUCUCCGAUUAUCUUCGAUAAAGUUACUUCGCCUGUUAAGAAAUCUAUUAAUGUGCCGGAUGUUUUGCCGAAAAUCCACACGUCGCCGUUAGUUAAAAAUAAGGAGCGGUGUAAAUAUUGGCCUGGAUGUCGGCAAGGCGAAAAAUGCGAGUUUGUACAUCCAUCUACAGCUUGUAAAGCGUUUCCACAGUGUAAAUUUGGGGAUAAAUGUCUUUAUGUCCAUCCUAAUUGUAAAUUUGAGAGUUCUUGUACUCGAAGAGAUUGUCCGUACAAUCAUAGUGCUUUAAAUAAAUCUACAGUUUCAAGAACACCGGUUCAAAUUCAAGUACAAACAUGUAAAUUUUAUCCAAAUUGUACAAACGUUCAUUGUACGUUUUUCCAUCCAAGGCCAUGUAAAUUUGGAAAAUUUUGUAAGAAUCAAUCGGAGUGUGGUUUUGUGCAUCCUAGAAAUACAAAUUUAACCUGGAGGAGUCAUUUACAAGUGUAAAUUUAGUUACUUUUUAAGUGAUUUUUAAGAGUUAAACAUUUUUUGUAUUAUGUACUAAUUAUUUAAACGAGUUGUUACGCGUCUCCGCUACGUUUAAUGAUUGUUUAUAUCAAUAGUUUCGCCCACGAAUUUAAUUAAUGGAAUAUUAUUUAACACACCCAAUUUAAAGUAUGUAAAUAACUGUGUAAGAUGUAAAUAUAGGUUUUUUUCUGAAAGUAUAAAAUAAGUUAGUUUAGAAUAACCCCAAGAUUAUUUCCGGAAAAUAUUUAUUGAAAAAUGUAAUAAUUUACAAUCUUAUUUCUCCAAAAAAAGAAAUAUAAUAACUAUAUAUAUA
This is a messenger RNA of Onthophagus taurus, 2645 nucleotides long. The record is from RefSeq and is a predicted model, not a curated record. Lineage: Eukaryota; Metazoa; Arthropoda; Insecta; Coleoptera; Scarabaeidae.